AUGUUUUUUAUUUUGACAUUCGUGUUUAGUGUAGCGAGCGCCGGUGUUUUAAAUAGCGGUGUAUUUAGAUUAGAUAUAGUGCAUUAUAAUGAUUUUCAUGCUAGAUUCGAAGAAACCACAGUAGAUUAUCCAAUAUGUACGACGAAUGACACCAACUGUCUUGGUGGUUACGCACGACUCUACCAUGAGAUUAAGACCCUGCUGAAGGAAAAACCAGGAGCUCUACUCCUCAACGCCGGAGACACAUUUCAGGGGACAUACUGGUACACUCUUCUAAAAUGGAACAUUACCCAGAAAUUCAUAAAUUUGCUGCCCAACGAUGUUCACACAGUAGGUAAUCACGAAUUCGAUGAUGGGAUAGCUGGCAUAGCACCUUACUUGAAGGAACUGCGAGCACCCGUCGUUGUCGCCAACAUAGACACAAGCCAGGAACCAGCAUUGAAAGAUCUUUAUCAACCCCACACGGUACUAGAAAGGGGGGGAAGGAAAAUAGGGAUCAUUGGAUUAAUCACCACUGAGACUCAAACGUCAUCAAAUCCGGGGAGGGUGAAAUUUUUAGACCCAGUAGAAGCAGCGAAGCGCGAAGCGGAGAUAUUAACGAAUAAAAGAGUCGAUAUAAUCAUUCUUUUGUCUCAUUGCGGCCUUGAUGUUGACAAGUUAAUUGCAAAAGAGGUCGGCGAGAAUAUAGACAUAAUUGUCGGUGGCCACUCGCACAGUCUACUUUGGAAUGGGGAAUCCCCCAGUCACGAAGAGAUAUCUGGCCCUUAUCCAGUAAUAGUAGAAUCGGAAAAACGACCAGGUCAUAAGAUACCUAUUGUGACAGCAUCAGCGUUUACAAAAUACGUUGGUAAUCUAACAACUUACUUCAACAGAAAUGGAGAUUUGAUUCAUUUCGAUGGAGAACCUGUUUUUCUAAAUAGAUCUAUUCCUGAAGACCCAGAGAUUAAGGCUUUACUGAAACCGUACCAAGACGAGCUCCAUGCUAUAGUCAAAGAAGUGAUAGGAGAAGCGAAAGAUGAUCUUAUAAUGACAGAAUGCGGAUCCGGUGAAUGUGCUAUCGGGGAUAUUUUUGCUGAUGCUGUUUUGGAUGCUGCGAAGGAGAUGAAAUUUAGCAAUUUGACUAACAUCGCUUUUCUACUUAGAAACACUAUAAGGGGAUCUAUUUCAAAAGGCGACAUUUCAAGAGGUGGACUUAUCAACACCUUACCAUUUACAAAUGACAUGGUAUCUUUUAUCGUUCGAGGAGAACAUCUCAUAGAAGCAUUUAAGAUCACCACCUCUAAUGCAUGGGUGCGGAAGCCGUUUCAAGGUCCUUGGUUGCCACAAGUCGCUGGUGUAAAGCUAAAAAUAAAUUUAACAAAUGAAACUCCAAUUGUCGAAGUGUAUGUAAAAGACGAUGACUUCAAACCCUUAGAUCCUCAAGGGGAAUAUCAGGUUUCCACCAUCAGUUUCGUUCUGAAAGAGGGGGGAACAUUUGAUGUAUUAAGAAGAAAUGGUCGAGACUUCAAAGUAAUAGGCAAAGAUGUAGAUGUUGUUGAAAAGUAUAUUAAAAAAAUAUCUCCCAUUAGACCGCUUCUAGACAACAGACUCACUGUUAUAAAUUAA
This is a messenger RNA of Leptosia nina, 1605 nucleotides long. The record is from the annotation of a GenBank genome assembly. Lineage: Eukaryota; Metazoa; Arthropoda; Insecta; Lepidoptera; Pieridae.